Molecule: messenger RNA, 1602 nt
Organism: Dothidotthia symphoricarpi CBS 119687
Lineage: Eukaryota; Fungi; Ascomycota; Dothideomycetes; Pleosporales; Dothidotthiaceae
Product: PK beta-barrel-protein domain-containing protein-like protein
Exons: 2
Coding region: 1-1602 (533 amino acids)
Molecular function (GO): pyridoxal phosphate binding; 2 iron, 2 sulfur cluster binding; oxidoreductase activity
Source: RefSeq, a predicted model, not a curated record
AUGCCAAUCUCAAGUUGGACCCCUCCUCCGCCCCCGGACCCAAACACACUCCGCAAUCCCACCCCUUUCCCCCCUUUCCCGCUCGGCCAACUCCGCGCUGGCAAGAUCAAAAAAACUCUAGGCACAUCUCGUCUUGAGUCAGCGAUUUUCAAAACUCCCCUCUCCGGCCCCGUCACAAUAACAGUCAAUGGCAUAGUCGGCGAUGAGCACGCGUACGAAACGCACCGCAGCCCGGAUAAGGCGCUCUUGCACUACUGCACCGCGCAUUACAGACAGUGGAGUGAAGAAAUACCCGUAUCCGCGCAUCUCUUCCAGGGCGGGGCAUUUGGCGAGAACAUGUUCACUGAGGAGAUCAGCGAGAAGACGGUGUGCAUUGGGGACCGGAUCGCGAUCGGGGAGCAGGUCAUCGUCGAGGUUUCAGAGCCAAGGGCCCCGUGCUAUAAACUCAAUCAUCGCUUCGAGGUUAGGGAUAUGGCUCGCCGGACGCAGACGCUGCUUCGUACUGGGUGGUUGUACCGCGUUGUGAGGCCUGGGGUGGUGACGCAGGGUGAUGUGGUUAGGUUGUUGGAGAGGCCGUUGCCGGAGUGGACGGUUGCCAGGGUUAUGUAUUACUUGUUCCUUGAGACGGGGAACACGGAGAUGAUGAGCGAGAUUGUGGGAUUGGGUCCGCUGGGCGUGGAAAUCAAAGAUAAGUUCCUGGCUCGACUGGCAAAGGGCGGGGCGGUGGAGGACCAGAAUGGACGUAUGUUUGGCGGCGAGGAGGACAAAAUGGACGCGUGGAGUGAAUACCGUAUUGUGGAGAAAAGACGCGAGACUUCUACCGUCACUGCCUUCGUCCUCGAAGCUCUCGACGAUAUGAAGUGCCCCGACCCUGUGCUUCCAGGGAGCCAUGUCCGCCUCAAACUCGGCGGCAACCUCGUCCGCGCUUACUCCGUCGUCGCCGGCACAUCGAAGCGCUUCGAGCUCGGCAUCGCGCUCGACGCCUCAAGCCGCGGAGGUUCAAAAUUCCUCCACGAGCAAACAACAACCGGCGACAUCCUAACCGCCAGCCGCAUCCACGCGAGCUUCCCCCUCGCCCCCUCCGCAACACAGCACAUCUUCAUCGCCGGCGGCAUCGGCCUAACCGCCUUCCUCACCGCCCUGCACACCCUCCACUCCACCUCCCAACCAUUCCACCUCCACUACGCCAUCGCCUCCGAACUCCCAUUCAAACCCCACAUCGCCGCCCUCGCCCCCCACGUCACCCUCUACAACAAAUCCCGCGCCCAACGCAUCCACCUCCCCUCCCUCCUCGCCCACACACCCCCAUUAGCACACAUCUACACCUGCGGCCCGGAGCGCCUCAUGCACGCCGUCCGCCACGCCGCGCUCGCUCGCGGAAUUCCCCCCGCGCACAUCCACAGCGAGGCUUUCACGCUAACAACCUCCGGCGCCCCGUUUACCGCCGAGUUGAAGCAGAGUGGGAAAGUGGUGGAUGUUGGCGCGCAGCAGACGCUGCUUGAUGCGCUGAGGGCGGUGGGGAUGGUGGUUGAUAGUAGCUGUGAGGUGGGGAAUUGCGGGACUUGUAGGGUGGAGGACUUUACUGGAGGGGCUUGGGAGUAG